AUGCACCGUCAUCACCAACAUGCACAUCACCAUGGAGAAUACCUGGGAAUCCGAACUACCCCUCUCGAUCCGGAUACUAUACCGAUACCGACCCUCGUGAAGAUAUCGACCCCGGUGGAGACGCCAACCCUCGUGAAGAGAAUGCCGGAUGAUUCUGAACGAUCGUCGACGUGUGAAGAUGGGGACAACUCGGCUCGAUGCGAAAAACCCACUAGUACGACAAGUAAUACAACAUUACCUGUCGUCCUUGGGGCCGUAAUCCCCAUUGUCUGCGCUAUCGUGGUCCUUUUCUUCUUACAUCGAAGAAACGUGAAGAAACUCCGAAACGAAGAUGCAAAUGAUAAGCACAAAUCUCUCGACUUUGGCAUGGAUCUCCCCUCGAGCGGGGGGAAAUCCAUGCGCGAAAAGCAUGCCCAACAAAAUUAUCACAUGAAAGGGGUAUCUCUCGACAUUGGACCCAGCCCUUAUAUGCUACCUACCAGCAUUCGCGGCUCUAAAGAGUCUUUGAACUCGCUAUCUCGGUCAAUUAUGGCUGAGAACGAGAAUUAUCGGCACGUGCAUCAAUACUACGGUCAGGAUGGUCAGUCCAUCCAUUCGCAGCGGAGAGGCUAUGAUGAUGCUGUGAGUGUUGCGGGUUCGACCAGACGAGGAGCUUAUGGCGACGACAUGAAUCAGGGCUUGAUUGGAAAUGCACAGAGGAUAUCUCGCUCAUCCCCCCCUCUCUACAACGGAUCAACUGAGCAGAGUACACAAAACCUCGCCAGCCAUGCUCAACCAAAUGACACUGGCUUCGAGUUGCACUUGCCCCGGAGUCCGAGUCCCGUCCAUGUCCCAGGCUUGACACCGAUCCACGAGACAAGCCCGGCGACUGAGAGCAAUAAAGAACUUCAUCUCCCGGCCUCUGGACCUGCACUAUCCAACAUUCCUCCCGAACACCAACCAGAUUUCCCGCUCCGGAGCCCACCUCCAAUUCAUUUCGAAUCAAGUCCUAUGCCUACUCAUGACACGCCAGUCCCAAUGCCUAGAAUUUCACUCCCAUCAAGCGAUGGCGCUAGCGAUUAUGGAGAUGAAAGGAGGUCAAACCCAAGUGUUCCAGCUGUGAACGUCGAGAAAGCAGAGAGUCAUCCUGUUCGCGAAGAAGAUAACAGUCACACACCUGUGCCCAAGUUACCCGAGGAGCCACCGCAAUCUUCCAACCUGAGACUCGACCCCCGUCGCGAUACCCGCCGUAUGACAAUGGGCCUUCGCCCUCUGCCACCAGAGGACCCGGCUGACAACCCCGAGCAGCGUGCCAACCGCAUUCGUUCCUUUUACAAAGAGUAUUUCGACGAGAGUAAGGCUGGGCAAAGGGAAACAUAUUAUGAGGACUUUGACCCUGACUAUUACCAUCACGACGACGACUACGUCUACGAUCCAGUAACAGGGGAAUACUUCGACGCAGUUCCAGCACCAUACGCUGAACCGGUCAAUCGUCGCGCCAUGACUCCUCCUCCACGUGCUCCUCCCCGAUUCCAAGGUGCAGCUCGUCAUAUGGCCUCCGGGUCAAUUGGUGGUUACAGCGAGAGAUUUCAACCCCCCGGGCCGCGUGCGUUCUCUUCGGCCUCGGGUCGGUUCCCAGGUGCUCGAGGCCCACGCAAGCCGGCCCCUCCGCCAUCACCUCUCAACGUGCUUCCUUCCCCUCAUCUCUUAAAGGACGAUGCUAUCAUGACGGCCAUCGACUUUGCUCCCGGAUCGAGCUUCAAGGACCAGAGAGACGGCCGUCCCGAAACACCUCUAGGUGGCGUGCGGCCAUACAGCCCAAUGGUCCGAGCCCACACUCCUCUUGUAUCUGUAUUUGACGACCUAGCACCUAUGCCUAACAUCAAUUGCGAAAGUCAGGCGCCUUCGACAAUCUGGAUUUCGCGCCUCCCCCUCGUUUCAAAAACCAAGAUACUGCGAGCGACGCCGGUAGCAUUCGCAGUACCCGCUCAGGAGUUUCAGCAGCCCAUUUGCACAAUAUUCGCACUGGUGCGUACCGGGUCAGCCGCCUGCCCCCGGAAACUGUGGGUACCAAGGAUGACUUGA
Messenger RNA from Aspergillus calidoustus, 2064 nucleotides. The record is from the annotation of a GenBank genome assembly. Lineage: Eukaryota; Fungi; Ascomycota; Eurotiomycetes; Eurotiales; Aspergillaceae.